This is a messenger RNA of Naegleria fowleri, 3735 nucleotides long. RefSeq lists its product as uncharacterized. The record is from RefSeq and is a predicted model, not a curated record. The coding region runs from base 1 to 3735 and encodes 1244 amino acids. NCBI's taxonomy places the organism in Eukaryota, Heterolobosea, Eutetramitea, Acrasida, Naegleriidae. The transcript has 2 exons.
AUGAAAUUUUCGUCUUAUUCAAAUUAUUACAAGGAAAAGAAGAAGCUCAGUCAUCCGGCAUUGAUCAAAUGGAUCAAAGAGGAGAGAAAGAACCAAUUGCCACCUCCUCCGAAAACAACAACAAAAAAUAAUCGAGAGGAUGGUGAUGACCUUUGUCGAAAAUGUUUUCCGAACGGCCUUCAAGAUGACAAAGAAAAUGUUCUGAAAGAAGAAGAAUUAAAUGAUUCGAAAAGAGUUCGAUUUUCAAAGAAUUCUGAAGAAACAUCGCAACAACAUUUUAAUAAUUUAACAAAUUCAACAUUGAUAAAUAACAAGUUAGAUCUUCAUAGAAAAGUAAUAUUCAUGCAUCAUUCCAAGAAUGAAAAAUCUGAUGAAAUGAAAGAUUUAUCGGAUGAACAUCUUUUCGGAAAAGUGCACUCAUUACUGUCAUCCAUCAAAUCCAAUAGAGUCGAACAGCAACCCAAAACCACAAACAUUAGAUCAUCGACUGAGUUUGAGGAACAACCUCGAAAUUGUUUGCACGUCUCGCCGUCUUCUCUUUUCCUAGACGGACUUCCAAUACAAACCCCUAACUUUUCAAAUACACUUCCCUCCACCUCAACAGAAUUCUCCUCAAACGUGACUCUUUCAGAGGCAUCUAGGCAAAUACAAAGCAUGUAUAAUCAGAUUACAUCAAUAUAUGGUAGUGAGCCACUAAGACAGCGGCAGAUUAUCUUCGAAAAGCCCAUUCAAAAUCUAGAAAACGAAGAACGUGACGUGUCAUCAACAUUAAAUUAUUUAAAGGAAAAGCAAAAAACGUUAAGGAUCACAAGAUUGCAAGAAAUACGAUAUAAUAUUGAUCUUGAGAGGUCAGAAAUGGUAAAACAUCAAAAAGUGCAAGAUCUGAAAAAGAGAAUUAAUGAUCUUCGCAAGAAAAUAACGUUAGAGCGUGAAAAGGACACCUUAUUUAGAAAACAGAGGCUGAAAGAAAUCAAUAGGCUUCGUACCACAGUCAAAAAUUCCACAAGGGCAAAUGAAAAAACCAAAAUGUUCAUUACGGCUCUAAACGUAAAUCAAGAUAAUUACAGAUAUCAAGUUGCAAUUUAUGAAGGAGAAAUAGCGACUUGCUUGGCCAAAUUAUUUUUCUACUAUUUGAAAUUAGACUGCUCGACCAGCAAAUACAGACAAGAAUUGAUUGCGAAAAUGCAUGAUGAAGUUUAUGAAGGUUUGGCACGAAACAGUUUGUUGGCUCUUCGAAACUUUGCUAAAAAGAGCAUUGAUCUAAGACGGCGAUAUGAGAAAAUUUCCUCUUAUGUGAAAACAAGAAAACGAGCUGAAGUAAUACAUCAAUGGAGGAUUAGAACCAAAGAUUGUAUUGAAGACAAGAAAAAAGAGGAGAUUGCACUGACUCAUUAUUACAAUGGUCUUCAAAAAAGAGCCUUCAAUAGCUUGGUGUAUAUCAUUACAAAACAACUCUUUAAACAAUGUGGAAAAGAUCUUGCACACAUGUGGAAAGACAGGCAAACUCUCGGCAAGGCAUUUCAUGGAUGGAGGCACAUGGCAGAAAAGACCAAAUAUCUAAAACACGGCUUAUUGAGGUUUGCUGUUGCUGACUCUUUCGAAGAUUUGGAUCGUUUCAAAACGGAGCAUGAACUAGAGUCCUAUCGAUCUUACAAUAUCAGACUCAAUUUUCGAACAAAAAUAACAAAGAGUCUGAUUCAAGUGUACAGAGAAAAGAAGAAACUGUUGAACGAGUUCGAAAACCGUCCAAAACUGAUUUAUGUGGAUAGAAAUCCAGCCAAAUUAAUUGAUUUAUCAACAAUUUACAAAAUCGAGAAGUCAGAAGAGCAAAACUCUUUCUAUAGACACUACCAUGCUUUUAAAAAAGAACAUGAAGAUUAUGAACGGUCUCUUGAGCUAGACCUUAAACCUUUUGAAAAGACCUCCAUUCCUGAUUUAACUCAAAAGGUGUGGGAAUUAAGACUCAAGAAGAAGGCGUUGCAACAUUGGCGACUAGUGUUCUUUGAAAAAGUACUUCACCAAAGAGCAGAAACGUAUCAUAGAGACGUGUUGUUAAGAAAGGCCUUUUAUUCUCUCGCAUAUAACAAGGAAGAUGCUCACGAGAAAAUAUCUACCGUUCGAGAAAUGAGUAACAAACAUUUGGUUUUAAGCUUUUUUUCAAGAUGGAAGGAGGCAACAAAUCGCAUCAUCUCUGAAAAGGAUUGUAUCGCUGAAGAAUACCACAAUAUCACUAUUAUGAGAAAGGUUUUUAAUGCGAUGAAACAGUCAUGUUUACCUGAUUACAACACUGAUUUACUUGAGAGAUUAGUGACGUGGAGAAUGAAAGAAAAAGAAAAAACUCUAAAAAAGUGGAAAAUUAUGCUACUUGUCAAGAAGAGUAAGGAAAAAUUUGAACAAGCUGUCAGUGAUCAGUACAAAAUGACUCUACUCCACAAAUUAAUGGUUCAUUGGAAAAAACGAACACAAAAACAACAAUUACUCCGUAAGGUAUUAACAGCAGCUGUUGAACGCAUGCGAGCCAAGACUAGAGUAUUUGAAAACAAAAAACUCUUAGGAAAGUAUGUAUUGAAAUCGCUGAAAAGGCACAAAGAUACCCAAAAAGAAAGGAAAAAACAGUUCAACAUGUUUAUGUUGGCCAAAAAGACAUAUGACUCCAGUUUAAAACAAAAAGUAUUCAUUCUGUGGAGACUUAAAUAUAACAUUGAGCUUGAAAAGAGAGAAAUUAUGGAAAACGAAGAGGAACAAAUCAAAGGAGCACUUGCAUCAGAGCAUUAUCGAAAGAGGAUGACAAGAAAAAUUUUGCAUGCUUGGAAAGAAUAUACCAUUGAAACGAAAUUUGUGGACAUUAUUCUCCAGAGAAAAGCAUUCAAUCAAUGGAGACGAUUUACUUUGGAAUCUAAAGAGCGAUCGAUUGAGGAGCCAAACAAGUUUUUGAGGAAAAUCAUGUUCAGAAGGUGGAAAUUAGCAACCAUUGAACACAAAGAGACAAGAACUUUGAAUGCCUUGGCUGACCGAUACCGUCAUCGAAAUUUGUGUAAGAAAGGCAUGCAAUCUCUGAAGGAAUUUAUCAUUCAUCGCAGAAUAGAACAUGUACAAUUGAUUCGCUCCAAACAAUAUUAUAUUGACACACUGAGGAGAAAAGUGAUCAUUUCACUUUUAAUGAACAUCAAUGAAAAGAAGGAAAAGAGAAGAAAGAAGGAUAAGGCCGAUCUGUUCUAUCACAAAAAGCUCAUUCAAUCCAAUCUAAAUGCACCUUUGAGUUUAGAACGAUUUCUCAGACUUCCUCCAGAUUCUCCACUCAAUGUCGCUACCACUCUCAAUAUUGUGUAUUACAAAAUUUUAUUUAAGACCAUUGAUUCUUGGAAGAUGUUUAUGAAAAUUGAGAAAGAAAAAAGGUUACGAUUGGCGAGAGCUGUUCAUGCACAUUCCACGAAUUUGAAAUUCAAAUUCUUUGAUUUGUGGAGAAGAAACAGCAAACUUGUGAGUCACAGAGCACCCAAAGUCAGCACUGAGUCAUUGAGGAGAGAGAAUACUUCUUCCACUGCUCUUUCCUUGAAUUGGCAGAAACCCUUGUCUUUUGAGAAAAUGGCAGCAUCACCCAUCCUUUGCAAUGUGACAACGACUCCAAACAAUGAUCUCCCAAGCAAGGUCUUAAUUCAUCAUCAUCAUUACUUGAUAGCUUCAGACUCUGACUCUGAUGAUAUUAUUGAAUAUUUGGAAAUGACUGAUCCUUGA